Molecule: messenger RNA, 1185 nt
Organism: Dermochelys coriacea (leatherback sea turtle)
Lineage: Eukaryota; Metazoa; Chordata; Testudines; Dermochelyidae
Gene: TEX30
Product: testis expressed 30
Source: RefSeq, a predicted model, not a curated record
GCCCAAUACUGGUCCCAGGUUCCCACCCAGCCACAGUAUCCCUUGCCUCCUCAUGAAUGUUAAGACUCUCAGCAGUCCCCAAACCCCAAGUAUCCUUUUGUUUUCCAGCAGUCUCAACACCAAUCCACCUAACUUCCUACUUGGAUUCCCCCACUGGUACCCAGCUGUCCACCAGCACUCCUCAUCAGCCAGAACUGCCAAUUUUUGUUCAGCUCCAUGCCUCACUUCCAGCGCUGCUCAGGGCAGUACUGAACAUAAACUCAUGAUUAUGGUUAAAGUGAAAAUACCUUUUGGAAAUAAAUACCUAGACGCUAUCUUUUCUGUCCCAGACAAGAUAUUAACACAUGGAGUGAUUCUUACUCAUGGAGCUGGAGGAGAUAUGAAUUUCUCUCAUUUAGUUUCUUUGGUAGCCUAUCUUGCAUCGCGUGGACUUCUGUGCUUGAGAUUUACCUGUAAAGGCCUUAACAUUGCUUAUAGGACUAAAGCAUAUAAAACAGUUUUGGAAUAUUUAAAGUCCUCUGAUGAAUAUAAACUUUCUGGUGUCUUUCUUGGAGGUAAGGGGGAGGGAUGGAUAUAGGUCGUUCGAAUGGGUUCACGAGCCGCUGCCUCUGUGACACGUCAGAUUAGCCAGGAUGACAAUGAGGAUUUCAUUCACGGUCUGAUAUGUUUAUCUUAUCCACUUCAUCGACCAAUUCAGUCCAAACUCCGGGAUGAAGAUUUAUUUUUUAUUAAGUGUCCUGUGCUGUUUGUCUCAGGAUCAGAAGAUGAGAUGUGUGAAAAAAAAAUUAUUGGAAGGUGUGGCAAGCAAAUGAAGAUCCCCCAAAAAAUUCAUUGGGUUGAAAAAGCAAACCAUGGCAUGACAGUGAAAGGACGAACGGCAGAUGAUAUUAUGAUGGAAAUAAGCACACAGGUUUUUUCGUGGAUCAAAGAAAUAAUUGAACAGGAGUACAAAUUUCCAACAGUUAAACAUCGGUUACAUUAACCUUCCUUAAAUGUAAAGGGCUUCUUUGACUUGCCAAAGAGAGAGCAUUAAAAAAGAGCUAUUCCUACCUGAGGCCUACUUGAUUCAGAACAGGUCAUUCUGCAAAUAUUAAGUGUAAACAUACGUAAAAAAAAUAUUUUUUGAAUCCAAAACCGCUAUGCAAUAUGAACAAGGUAGUAAUACCAUUUUUUAAAGGUGAAGAU